GAGGGUAGUCUUUGAGGCGGAGGCGUUAGAGAAAGGGGUCACUGCACGGAGAGAAGCUACAUGCUUUCGCUACAUGCCUUAUCCACGUGGCUUGAAGAAAAAAAAACAGGGGGAAUCCGGGCGCCACAGUGGCCAUUCUCCGGUGGCCGGAGCAUGUCACCCAGAAACGGCUCCCUCAGAGGCCAGUGGGGGCGGCUGGCGCGCGGCGCGCUUGAUGGCGCCGAGCAUGCUGGGAGGUGUGGUCCCGGCGCCACCCGAAGAUUCUGGGUAGUGUAGUCCUGGCGUCCUGCUGGAGUGGCCCCCGAGCUGGUGGUUCGAGUGACCCCUUGUUCUUUGGUGGCGCUGGUGAGUGUGGCUCCCACGGGCCCUCGCUGCAGCCGUGCCCUUCCCGCGCGGAAAGUGUCCUCUGCUUUGCUCCCCACACGCCUCAUCAGGAAUACCUGGCACCUUCCUCUUCCCUUGAUUCCUGCCCUUCCCUCAAGACCAAGUUCCUGGGCCUCUCAUGAAACCUUUCCUGAUGUCUGUAUUCCAGUGCACUCUCCAUUUUGAAAUAGUGUUGAGGCACACAUGGCAUUCAGAGAUGUGGCUGUGGAUUUCACCCAGGAGGAGUGGAUGCUGCUGAGCCCUGAUCAGAGGUCCCUGUACCGGGAGGUGAUGCUGGAGAACUACAGCAACCUGGUCUCGCUGGGGAUUCCAUUUUCUAAACCAAAACUCAUCACCCAGCUGGAGCAAGGGAAGGAAACCUGGAGAGAAGAGAGAAAAUGCCCACCGGCCACUGGCCCGGCAGAACCAAAGCCAGAACUCCACCUCGGUCCCUUCCGCCCUCCGGACUUCUCCAGUCAGCAGUUCCGCAUGCAGCACACGCUGUGUAGUCCCCCUCCCUGGAUCUUCACGUGCUGGUGUGCAGAAGAGCCUGUCCGGCCAGGAGAUCCGUGCCCUGGGGACCAGCAGCAGCAGCAGCAAGCCUCUGAUGGAAGUCCCUGGAACGAUAACGCAGAAGGUCAGGAGAGAGAAGGCACCCAGCCUUUGUUUGGAAGGACAAAGAAAAGGACUUCAGGUGCGUUCCCCAGGCUGCCACCCCAGCAGCAGCCGGUCAGCUCUGGGGGUGGCAUCCAAGGCGUGGAGGUAGCGGCCAGCCCAGCUCAGACGGGGAACCCCGAGGAAACAGACAGACUGUUGAAGAGGAUAGAAGUCUUAGGAUUUGGCACAGUCAACUGUGGGGAGUGUGGACUGGGCUUCAGCAAAAUGACAAACCUGCUCAGUCACCAGAGGAUACACUCAGGGGAGAAGCCGUAUGUGUGCGCGGUGUGUGAGAAGGGCUUUAGCCUAAAGAAAAGCCUUGCCAGACACCAGAAGGCACACUCGGGGGAGAAGCCCAUCGUGUGCAGGGAGUGUGGGCGAGGCUUUAACCGGAAGUCGACACUCAUCAUACACGAGAGGACACACUCAGGCGAGAAGCCUUACAUGUGCAGCGAGUGCGGGCGAGGCUUCAGCCAGAAGUCAAACCUCAUCAUACACCAGCGGACACACUCUGGGGAGAAGCCCUACGUGUGCCAGGAAUGUGGGAAAGGCUUCAGCCAGAAGUCAGCUGUUGUCAGACACCAGAGGACGCACUUGGAGGAGAAGACCAUCGUGUGCAGCGACUGUGGACUGGGCUUCAGCGACAGGUCGAACCUCAUCUCACACCAGAGGACACACUCCGGGGAGAAGCCUUAUGCCUGCAAGGAGUGUGGGCGGUGCUUCAGGCAGAGAACCACCCUUGUCAACCACCAGAGGACACACUCCAAGGAGAAGCCUUAUGUGUGUGGCGUGUGUGGGCACAGCUUCAGCCAGAAUUCAACCCUCAUCUCACACAGGCGGACACACACUGGGGAGAAGCCUUACGUGUGUGGGGUAUGUGGGCGAGGCUUCAGUCUCAAGUCACACCUCAACAGACACCAGAACAUACACUCAGGGGAUAAGCCCAUUGUGUGUAAGGACUGUGGGCGAGGCUUCAGCCAGCAGUCAAAUCUCAUCAGACACCAGAGGACACACUCAGGGGAAAAGCCCAUGGUGUGUGAGGAGUGCGGGCGAGGCUUCAGCCAGAAGUCAAACCUCGUUGCACACCAGAGGACACACUCAGGGGAAAAGCCGUACGUGUGCAGGGAGUGUGGGCGAGGUUUCAGUCACCAGGCAGGUCUCAUCCGGCACAGGCGGAAACACUCGAGGGAAAAGCCUUACACGUGCAGGCAGUGUGGACUCGGCUUUAGCAAUAAGUCAGCUUUAAUCACACACAAAUGGGUACACUUGGAAGAGAAGCCCUGUUUAUUCAGAGAGUGUGGCCAAGGCUUUCCCCAGAAGUCACACCUCAUCUUACAUCAGAUGACACACCAGGGCAAGAAGCCUUAUGUGUGCAAGACGUGUGGACAAGGCUUUAGCCAGAAGUCUCACCUCAGCAGACACAGGAGGAUGAAGUCCGCCCACCACAAACUGCGACUUCAGUCUGACCCUGAGGCCUACUCAGAGCAAUCUUCUGACCCCUUACACUCUCUUUGAGAGUGAAGAUGGUGGUGAGGACUGAAUAAUCAAACAUCUUACACUUUCAUGAAACGCAUUCCAUAAGUGGUCAAAGGACAUUUGACUUCAUUUACUUCCUCCAUGCUAAGUCUUCAUGUUUUGUGGUCUUUUGUUCUAAUAAACUGCUUCUUUACAAA
Molecule: messenger RNA, 2693 nt
Organism: Balaenoptera acutorostrata (minke whale)
Lineage: Eukaryota; Metazoa; Chordata; Mammalia; Artiodactyla; Balaenopteridae
Gene: ZNF133
Product: zinc finger protein 133
Exons: 5
Coding region: 568-2535 (655 amino acids)
Biological process (GO): negative regulation of transcription by RNA polymerase II; regulation of cytokine production; regulation of immune system process
Source: RefSeq, a predicted model, not a curated record